Heterostelium album PN500 is the source of this 2595-nucleotide messenger RNA. RefSeq lists its product as uncharacterized. The transcript has 5 exons. Gene Ontology annotation, molecular function: metalloendopeptidase activity. Lineage: Eukaryota; Evosea; Eumycetozoa; Acytosteliales; Acytosteliaceae. The coding region runs from base 1 to 2595 and encodes 864 amino acids. The record is from RefSeq and is a predicted model, not a curated record.
AUGAAAAGAUACCAUUUUUCAAUUUUUUUAUUUUGUAUUGUUUUGGCUUUGGUAGAUGGCAAACUGGUCAGUAGGGAAUGUGAUAUGGCUUGUCCAGAUGAAUAUAUAUGUUGUCAACCUUUGAAAUAUCUUCCACCAAAGUGUGUCCCUAUUUGUAAAUUCGUCGAUUGUCCGGCAGGUAAAGUCUGUAGGAUUAUCAAUGGUGAUUUCUUUUGUGUGGCGCAACAGGGAACAACUCUUCCUAUAACGACUUCUCCUGCAACAACCACUCCUGCAACAACCACUCCUGCAACAACCGCUCCUGCAACAACCGCUCCUGCAACUACUCGUCCAUCAACAACCACACCGGCAACUACUUCUCCUGCAACAACUGCUCCUGCUAUUACACGUGUAGUAACCACUGCUCCUGCUACUACCGCUCCGGCAACUACUGGUCAAGCAACUACUGCCCCUGCUACUACUCGUGCAGCAACCACUGCUCCUGCUACUACCGCCCCUGCAACAACUGCUCCUGCCACUACCGCCCCUGCAACAACUGCUCCUGCUACUACCGCCCCUGCAACUACUGCUCCUGCUACUACCGCUCCUGCAACAACUGCUCCUGUUACUACCGCUCCGGCAACCACUGCUCCUGCUACUACCGCCCCUGCUACCGCCCCUGCAACCACUGCCCCUGCAACUACUGCUCCUGCAACUACUGCUCCUGCAACUACUGGAACCACUGCCCCUGCAACCACCGCUCCUGCGACAACUGGCUCACCAACUACAACUUCUGCUUCCGCCACAACCGGAGCUGCAACAACAUCCACAACACCUACAAAUCCUAAUAAGAUGAUUAUUAAUAGUUUCAAAGGAGCUCAAUCCCAUGUGAUACCUGCACAAGGACAUACAUGGACUCUACCAGGAGGAAAUCAAAAUCUACACUUUGUCGGAAACAGAACAGUUUUAGGAAUGUUUGAUUUAUCCUCACAGCAAAAGACAACUUCCAGAAAAUAUCCAAUCCUUAGUAGAAAAGAUUUAAAUCCAGUACCAGCAAAUUUAGUUGUUAAUGGAAUUGACAAGAGUGGAAAUAGAUUAGGAAGUGUUCCAUUAACACCUCCCGACCAAUUCCCUGGCUCAGAGUUGAAUCAAGAUAAAUAUUCAACAACGUUGUGGACUGCAAAACUGCCAAAGGAAUGGUUGGCACCAAAACUAAGUUUAUCGGUCUCUGCUGACGGUAAUGACGAGAGUGAUCACAUUCAACUGAAUGUAGGUGCACCCUCUGAUUAUUUUAUCGAGAGUCUACCAAUCUAUUUGUAUGGCGCAACACCACAAAACUCUGUUCCGAUACAUCUUCCAAAUGACACUCAGAUCGCUGAGGUUCUUCAGAAACUUCCAGUAGACUAUGUUAAAUUUGACCCACAUCCAUAUAACUACAUUCAAUGGAAACAAUUCCCCAUUGCACCAGAUGGAAAUAGAGCUGGUUAUCUAGCCAAAACUGGAGAUGAUGAAAAGAAUAUGUUUGACUUUGCUUCUGCUUAUAUGACAGUUAUGAGAGGUAUUAGAUUAAAUAAUGGAGACCAAUUCCUUACCAAACAAAUUUAUUCACCAAUGAUUAAAAUGAUGACAAAUGGAUCCAUUUUUGUUCCGAAUUCCGGUGUUGGUGGCAUUGAUGCCGGUGUCAGUUGUGGUGAUUAUCAAUGGGGACCUCUUUUCAUGCAUGAAACUGGUCAUGCUUUUGGUUUAUGGCAUUGUGUUGAUUCGAUUUCAAAAGGAUUGUACCCAUAUGUUGGAGGUUCUUUGCUUGGCUCUGAGUGGGGAUGGGAUGCCGAUAAGAAUCUAAUGUUGAUUCCAUUCAUGCCAAAUGGAUCAUGUCCAACACCUCUCAAUGGUCAGAGAGCAGUCGACAAGGAUGGAAGAUGUUACAAGCAGGAUCCAAUGCAAGACGGAGGUGGUGGAUACGAUAGAUCUAGGGGUCUCUUUAACUAUGCAACAUUUGCUGACUGGUCUGUAAGUACCCACCAAAAAUGGUUUGAAAGUAGAUGGUCCCCUGAUGCCAAUUCACCAAAUGGAUUCUCUCAAUGGAACAAUGUUACCCUUGAGUUUGACCCAGCAAACAUUACUCAACAUGAUGAUGGUGGAUUUACUUCGAUUGAAGGAUAUUUACCAAUACAAAAGAAUAUUCCAGUCUAUAGUGUGGUAGUUUCAUUCAGUUUAGCCGAUCCUUCACUCUCAAUGAUUUUAGAACCAAUUAAAUUUGUUGGAAAUUUAAUUCGUACAUUUGAUCCAACAGACCCAACUCAACUAGCAGAAAUCAUUCCUCAGGUAGCAAAAUAUCCAUUCUAUUGUUAUAGAGGAUGUGACUACACAUUAAAGAUGACUUAUGCUGAUGGAACUUCUGCUUAUCGUAUACUAAACUCAUCAUUCAGAGGCUUUGGUCAAGUGUCCGAGCCAAUUCCUCCAGAAAGCUCGAAUCCUAUAAACGCAGAAAGCUUUAAAUAUUGGGUUAUGCAUUUCCCAGCAGAUAAAGUUUAUACCAAGAUUGAACUACUUAGUACACCCCAAGUUUUCAACGGAUUACCUGCACUCCCACAAGUAUUACUGGCAUAUCCAUGA